AGAUAAUAGUGGCGCAGCGUGCUUACACAGAUGAAAUGAGACAUACUCACCUCCAAUGCUUUUCACAGAAACACACCAUCAGCACAGCUCCUCUUUAACCUGCAAAAUCUUAUUUUACUAAUACCUUCUACAGGUUAUGUUGUAACAGUGCAGGAAGUGAUUCAUUUUAGACAUACAAAUGUAGUUGUACUUCAAAGUGCUUUAUCACUUUUCUGUUUCAACUUCAUGUACAGCAGGUGGGUAAAACUUCAACAUCAUUUAGCUGUAUGAGAGCCCCAUGGGCUAUGCCCACUGUGGCAGCAGAUCUAUUUGUCAGCAGAAUUUCUUCUCACAGCCUACUCUUAUCAGAAGACAGAUGCGAUUACUAAGCUAAAAUGGUAUGUGAAAACAUAUGGUGUUUUGGAGCUGCUUGGUUACUGUGGAGGAUAAAUAGCUCCUGACCCUAACCAGGAUCUUUUCAUGAAAAAAGAGCGGUGUCCCUAUGCCUUAUAAAGGCAUGGGCAGGCUUAUUCCAGCGCUCAAGAAGGGGCGGUAGCGGUUCGUGCUGCUGAGUUGUGUGGCUUUUUUUUUCCAGCAGCAGUCGCAGGCGAAUGAAGAAGUUGAGCUGAAACUGCGAACACUUCAUCCCGGCACUUAGCGGCAAAACUCGGUCAAGAGAGGAGGAAGCAGGUGAAAUUAAAAAAAAAAAAAAAAAAAAAAGAAACCCACUUGGUCAUGGGGAAAUCAGCUUCCAAACAAUUUGCUGAAGAAGUCUUGAAAGUACACAAUGACUACAGGAAGAAACAUGGAGUCCCCCCAUUAAAACUCUGCAAGAAGUUAAACAGAGGAGCCCAACAGUAUGCAGAAGAACUGGCUACCACGAGGGUCCUCAAGCACAGCUCUGAGUCUGCUAAUGGGAAUUGUGGAGAAAACCUAGCAUGGGCAUCCUAUGACCAAUCAGGAAAAGAUGUGGCUGACAGGUGGUACAGUGAAAUAAAAAAUUACAGCUUUCAAAACCCAGGGUUUUCUUCUAGGACAGGUCACUUUACAGCAAUGGUUUGGAAGAACACAAAAAAGAUGGGAGUUGGAAAGGCAUCUGCUAGUGAUGGCUCAACGUUUGUGGUGGCUAGAUAUGAUCCAGCUGGAAAUGUAGUAAAUCCGGGCUAUUAUGAAGAAAAUGUUCUUCCUCCAAGAAAAUAAUAUUUAAUUUUUUUUAAGGUAGUCUUAUUGCUUAAUGACAAGUGAACCUGGAUUUGGACCUAACAGUAUUGAAAUGAAGCCCAAUUCAAUGAAAUCUGUUUGAUACUUCUGUUCACGUCUCAGUGUGGAGGAAGCAAUUACAUUUUGCUUGAGUCAAUCUGCACAUCAGGCCCCUGCUGUUUCUGAGGGGACCUCAGUUUAUCUGAGGAUGAACUAUAAGCAGCAUUUCUGAAGAAUAACAUGGGUAAUUUUUUUUAAUUGUUUGCAUGAGCUCUGUGUCAGCAUGUGAGUAAACACAUGUUGGAUGUCUACUUUUUUUUUAACAAACAAAUGUAUAGCUUUCUGGAAACUGAAGAUACCAGCUUGUAAUUAUAUUGUGUACUCCCAGCUGUCCAAUAUUUCUUAAUAACUGUACCUUAGUUGCUCUGUCUUUACCUCCUGCUGUUGUGGGACCCACUCUCUGCAGAUGGAACACAUGCAAAACUUCCUGUAAGAAAGGU
Messenger RNA from Agelaius phoeniceus (red-winged blackbird), 1679 nucleotides. RefSeq names its product GLI pathogenesis related 2 (gene GLIPR2). NCBI's taxonomy places the organism in Eukaryota, Metazoa, Chordata, Aves, Passeriformes, Icteridae. The record is from RefSeq and is a predicted model, not a curated record. Gene Ontology annotation, cellular component: extracellular region.